This is a messenger RNA of Paramecium sonneborni, 343 nucleotides long. The record is from the annotation of a GenBank genome assembly. Lineage: Eukaryota; Ciliophora; Oligohymenophorea; Peniculida; Parameciidae.
AUUAAAUUAAAUGAGUCGGAUAUUCACAUGGUAAGAAGUUGGUCAAAAUGCUCAAAAUGGAUGGAUUGUUAUUAAUGAUUCAGUCUAUGAUUCAUAAGGAUUUUUAGAUUCUCAUCCUGGGGGUCCAGCUGUCAUUAUAAAUAAGGCUGGUAAAGAUGUUACUAGAUUCUUUAAAGAUAUUGGUACUUCAUUAUAUUCAUAAUUAAGGUCAUUCUAAUAAAGCACAUGAUAUUUUAAAAUCUUUAAAAAUUGGAGAAAUUGAUAAAAAUUCAAAACCUGACAUAUGGUAAGUAGAUUAAAAUCAAAAACUUGUAGCAAUUACUUGAAAAAAUGAAUUUUGUAC